AUGUCGAGUCAAUUUGACAAGUAUCAUGUUUACGGCGGUACGAUAAAACGGCUGGUGCGCUUUACGGGAUUUUGGCCGAAUCCGAAUCCGAGUUUCCUCUAUCGGUUGCUCCCCGUUGUUCACGGUUUAGCUGCGCUUCUCAUGUGUUCGGCGACACUUAAUUUUUGUCAUCAACACAAUUCGAAUCUUCACCUCUUUUUAAAAGGACUCGGUUUGGCUCUGAGUUUCCUCACGAUCAUACAAAAAAUGUCUUGUUUGACGUUUUACCGAGAACGUCUGAUGAAACUUCAUACCGAUCUCGCAAUCUCAUUUGAUUUGGAUAUGAAUGACACUCAACUGCGUCCGAUUCUACUGUCACCUCUGCAAUCGUUUUAUUCGCCAUCAUUGAUACUGUCGAUGGUGACGUACACGACGAUCGGGAUGUAUUGGAUUACGCCGAUUCUAUUGAUAGUGAUCCAGCUGGCGCAUGGGGUCGAUCACGUUAAAUACCUUACACCAUUUCCGACCGCGUAUCCUUGGCGCAUCGAUGCCAAUACCUGGCUGUAUUUGAGCAUGUACGCGUUCGAAAUUUAUGGUGGAAUAGUUGCCUCAUUCACCUCUUCGUUCGAUGCCCUUUUUGGUUAUUAUGUAUUUCAAAUUACCGGACAACUUCGCACGUUGUCCUAUCGCAUUACGAAUUUAAAAUCGAACGAAAACUAUCGCAAAGUGAUAAGCGAGUGUAUCAGCAGGCAUCAGGUUUUAACGAAAUGUCAAGAUUAUCUCGAACAAGUUUAUGGACCCAUUGUCAUCUGGAUGUUAGUGAGCAAUGCGAUGGUCAUGUGCACCCUCAUUUAUCAAGCUGCACACGUGAGCCCGGAGAUAGCCCUUAUUAUCGUGUUCUACAUGGUCUUGAAAUCUGUGCAAACGUUGACUUAUGGAUGGUUCGGAUCGUUUUUAGAAUCCGAGAAAAACAAGUUCCGGGAAGCUAUAUACGGGAGUGACUGGGCAGGUUCUGGCGAAAAGCGACUCAUGACCGACGUGCUCAUUAUGAUGACGUACAAACCGUUCGUCCUCAAGGCCUGCUGUCUGUCAAAUAUAUCGAUCGAUAUGUUUAUUCCUGUUUGCAAUACUGCCGUUUCGUAUUACUUGCUGUUACAAACGCUAGAGGAAACCAGCCACAAACGAUGAUAUCAGCAAGUCAUAAGACUUUGGUGCCGAAUAUUAUUCUUCACCAGUUCAAACAAAAACUUGACAACCAACACAUCCAACUUUCGAAAUGUUUUUCGAUGCGUCUCAAUUGAUUUUAU
Molecule: messenger RNA, 1286 nt
Organism: Venturia canescens
Lineage: Eukaryota; Metazoa; Arthropoda; Insecta; Hymenoptera; Ichneumonidae
Exons: 5
Coding region: 1-1167 (388 amino acids)
Biological process (GO): sensory perception of smell; detection of chemical stimulus involved in sensory perception of smell
Cellular component (GO): plasma membrane
Molecular function (GO): odorant binding; olfactory receptor activity
Source: RefSeq, a predicted model, not a curated record